AUGGACCUAUUUAAAAGAGAAAGCGUAAACUUGAAUUUAAAUUAUGAGAUAACAUUUUCGUGUUGUAUAAAAGAUAUUUUAUAUGUUGGAAGUAAAGAUGGGAUAAUAUAUGAAUACGAACUAAUAAAAGAAGACCCAAGAUGUGAUGAUAUUAAGAAGGAAUAUAUGAAAAAUGAAAGGUCACCUAAUUAUAACAACUUGACGGAUUUAAAUAGCUUGAAGGGUUCGCUAAAAGUAAAACCUGUCGGAAGUCAUUUAAUAAAAAAGAACAAGAUAAUUAAUAAUAUAAUAAUAGUAGAAGAGAAAGAGAAUAUAUUUAUAAUGUUAAUUUUAGUUGAUGAUAUAUUAUAUUAUGGGAAGAAUAAUAACUUGGAGGUAUUAAAUAUAAUAUAUAAAAAUGUAUUAUUAUAUACAAUAAAUGAAAAUAACAUUAAUGAAUUGUUAAUAUAUACAAAAAAGAAGAAGUUAUAUAUAUAUAAAUAUGAAAAUGGGUUAUAUAAAUAUUUCAAAGAAAUAACUAAUCCUUUAAAUGAUUUGAUUUCUUGUUUAGUGUGGAUUAAUGAUUCCUUAUUUUUGACAAUAAAUAAAGAAUAUUAUUUUUUAAAUAUUAAAAAUAAUCAAAAAAUAUUAUUAUAUAGUCAUGAAUAUGAACAAACAUAUAAAAAAAUUACUUUAAUUAAUAUGAAUGAAAUAUUUAUUGUUUGUGAUUUGAACAUUGGUGUUUUUUAUGAUGUAGAUACUUCGAUGCCUUCUAGAAAAAAUACGAUAAUAUUAAGUCCGAAUAUAAAACAAAUAAUAUCGUUUCGUUUUUUUUUAUUUUGUCUUAAUUUUAAGGGUAUUAUAAAUAUAUAUAAUAUAAAAAACCAACAACAUAUACAAGAAAUCACGUUAAAUUAUAUACCCGAUAUUGUUAUUAAUUAUACAAAUAUAACAAAAUACUCUACUUUUUUAUGCUUAUUUAAUGAUGAUGAUCAAGAUAAUGGCGAAAAAAUAUUAUCUACUCAAAAAAAUAAAAAUAAAUGGACAUCUUCUGAUAUAGGUAUCAAAUUUUAUGAAGAAAAAAUAAAAAAAAAUAGGAAUUUAUUAAAAAUGGAAGAUGAAGGAAUUUUAUCUAAAUCGACUAUGGAAAAUGACUUUUUCUCUGGUUUUUCACCGAAGGGUAUAUAUGAUGAUGAUGAUGAUAAUAAUAAUAAUAAUAAUAAUAAUAGUAAUAUAUUAUUUAAUAAAUAUUUAUAUGAGAAUAAUGAAAUGUUAACCAAAAAAAAUAGAAACCUAUAUAAUUCAUUAUAUAAUAAUUUAUAUUUUAUUAAUAAAGAUUGUUUACAAAUUCUUACUUGUUUAGAAAUAUACCAAUAUUUGCCACAAUGUAUAGAACAAGGAAAUACAAAAAAAGGUUUUGUAUUAAUAGAUAAUUUUGUAUGUGAAAGUAAAAAAGAAAAAUAUGAUAUUUUUUGUGAAUAUAAUAAAGCAUGUGCAUAUUAUUUUUUUAAAAAUUUAAAUUUCUCCAUUUCUUUUAUAUUUUUUCAAAAAGUAAAUAUUAAUAUAUUCUUUCUUUUAUUUUUUUGGAUUGAUUACUUACCCUCAUCUCAUAAAAACAUUUUACAAAACAUGAUAGAGAAUAAACGUAUUGAAGAAAAUAUUAAUAAACAAUUUAAAUGUUUUGUUCCUUUCCCAUGUAGUAUUAAAGAAUUAAUAGAUAGGAAUUAUGAAAACUAUAUAAAAGAUAAGCCAGAUUAUUAUAUAUCUAACAACAUGUUCGAUGAUUUUUAUAAUGAAGAUGAUGAUAAUGAUAAAAACUCUCUUAUCUAUUCAUCUCUACAAAGAGAUAUCGAAAUAAAGAAACACCUUUUACACACAGCCAACAAAUGUCUAGUAAAAUUUCUAUUAAUCAAAAGAGAUCAUUUUUUACAAAAUAAAGACAUGUAUAAAUUAUCCUAUAAAAAGGAGAAUGAUGAUUCUAUCCAUGUUAAUAAUAAUAUACAUAUAAUAGAUGAAUUAAUAGAUACUUUAUUAAUUAAAUUAUUAACCAUAAAUAAUUAUAAUAAACAAUUUUUUCAUUUUAUUAUGCAAACAAGCAAAUUACAUGUUGAUUUAGAAGAAUGUGUACAAUUCUUAAAAAAAGAGGGAAAAUUUGUGGAAAUUAUUUUUUUAUAUAUAAGACUUGGAUACUUUGAAGAGGCAAUUGAAAUAUGUUCUUAUUUUUUUCAUUAUUAUAAUGAAAAGUAUAAUGUUAUUCAAUCAACAGCCGAUAUUGGUGUAUAUAAAUAUGAAAUAGGGCAAGAAGGAAAUAAUGAAAAAAAAACAAAAAAUGACGAUAAAAAAAAAAAAAAAAGUGACGAUGAAAAAAAAAAAAAAAGUGACGAUGAAAAAAAAAAAAAAAGUGACGAUGAAAAAAAAAAAAAAAGUGACGAUGAAAAAAAAAAAAAAAGUGACGAUAAAAAAAAUGACGAUGAUAAUAAUAAUAAUAGUGAUAACAAUUUUUGCAAUAACAAUAUUUACAAUAACAAUAUUUACAAUGAUGUACGUAAAAAGGUCGAAGAAAAUAAUCAAUACAGCUUUUUUAAUAUAAAAGAACUUAAUAAAGAAAAAUAUUUAACCUGGAUUAAAAUAUUUGAGAAAGAAAAUGCACAUAAAAAUAAUGUGUUAGAUAAAAAAAAUAAUAAUUUUCAAUAUUCAUUAGAAAAAAUAUAUAAUAUUCUUAUUAUAUUAAAUGAUCAUAUACAUUUAUUAAAUGUUCAUCAAGAAAAAAUAAAGAAAUUAUUUGAAUAUGCAUUUCCAUUUUUAAUAAAAUAUAAUGAACAUUUCUUUUUCCAUUUUUUAAAAAAAAAAAAUAUUUUAAUUUCUCCAGAAGAAAUUAUAACCAUUUUUAAAAAAAUGAUACAAAUAGAUAAGAAAAAUGAUAAAAUAAAAUAUUAUUUACAAAAAUAUAUAAUACAUUAUUUAAAACACGAUAAAUAUAAUAAAAAUAUAAAUACAACAUUAAUAGAGUUAUAUAUUAACAAUGUACAAACCAAAAAUAAUAAAACACAUUUUCAAAAAAAAUUAAUAACAUUUAUGUUAUAUGAAUAUCCUAUACAUAUCAAUUAUCUUACCGGAAUUAUAAAAAAUACAUCUUUUUAUUUGUUCAAGGUCCUCUUAUAUGCAAAACUACACCGUCACUACGAAAGCCUUCAAAUCCUUGCUGACCAAAACUUGAGGGUGUGCGAAAAAUACUGCCUUUACCACAACUUCAUAUUAAAAAAAGAAGUGUCCAAAAUUAAAGAAGAGAAGUACCAAGAGUUAUACAACGGGAUUUAUAAUAAUGAUAAAAAUAUAUAUUAUAAUAUAUUCCAAAAGUUUAUAGACCGUCAAAUCAAUUCCGCAGAAAAAAAAAAUUGGAACAAGACAGUGAAUAAUAAAACCAAAAACACAGGAUUUAUUAAAUAUAUAUUGAAUGAAUAUCACAAAUAUAUAUAUUUUAGUAUGAAUAAAAAUAUACCCUCAAAAUUUUUAUUCCAUAAAAAAAAUGAAACAUUGAACAAGGCGUAUGUACAAGAAAUGGACCAAAGAAAUAUAAUAAAAAAAAACAAAAAAAUUGCUCAAGAAAAUAAAAACAUACUAGUACAAAAUGAAUAUGAUUAUAUGUUACAUUUGAUUAAAGAUCACCAAGAAGACGAAGAAGUGGAUAAUGAAAAUGAUCAACUUGAUGAUGAUAUUUUAAAUUAUUAUGAAACGUGUUCAGAUGAAUCAGGUGAAUGUUAUACGAGUGAUAUUAUAUGUGAUGCAACAAUUUCAAGCGAUGAUCAUAAAAAUUAUGAUAACAAAAGUGACAUGAUUACAAGUGAUAAUAGUACAAGUAGUAAUAAUAAAACAAAAAAGAUUAUAAAAACAAGCGCACAAGAUAAAUUAUUAAAAGGGAAACAUCGAAAUAAAGACCCAGAUCCAUUAGCUCAUUUUCAUGUGUAUAAUAAUUGUAAAAAAAAUACAGGAGGACUAUUUUUUUUACUUAUUAAAGUAUAUCUAGAUAAAUAUUAUAAUGAAGAAAUGAAUUUAAUGAAAAAAAAACAAUAUAAAAAUAAUAUUCUUUAUAUAUUAAAUAAAUAUGCAAAUCAUAACGAUUUAGAUAAUAUAUACAUUUUUAAUAUAAUACCAAAAUAUUGGAAUAUAUCAGAAAUAUCACAAUUUAUUAAUUUUAAUUUAAAAAAAAAAAGAAAUACACACAUGAACCUACAAAUAUAUCAUAAUUUAAUUAAGAGUAAUUAUCUGAAUGUCUCCUACGAAAAAAUUAAAAAAAAAGAGCAAAAAAUAAUCAUAAAGGAUAAAAUAUUUUGUAAGGUGUGUAACAAUCCCAUUUUAGAAAAAAGUUUUGCUUUUUUCUCAGAGAAUAUAACGGUUCAUAUACAUUGCAUUGAGAAAUACGAUGAGUAG
Messenger RNA from Plasmodium falciparum 3D7, 4407 nucleotides. It is a transcript of the gene VPS3, whose product is annotated as putative vacuolar protein sorting-associated protein 3. NCBI's taxonomy places the organism in Eukaryota, Apicomplexa, Aconoidasida, Haemosporida, Plasmodiidae. Gene Ontology annotation, cellular component: cytoplasm. Gene Ontology annotation, biological process: vesicle-mediated transport. The record is from RefSeq and is a predicted model, not a curated record.